AUGAUCCAUCAAGCUUCAGCCGAAGUCGGCGGCCGCUUGGCGAAGCAGUGUCUUUGCAGCCUCAUCCCCACGAUUGAGUCACCGAACGAACCGUCGCAUGGACCUGGAGCUCACCCAAGGAGCUCUUGUGCAGAAGCAUUCUCACGGGAGGUCUUGAGGGAGUACUUCGACGUUCUCCGCGUCUACGUGAAGUCGGAGAUGGAUAUUCCGCCACUGGAAGCAGCGGGAAAAACUCGGACGUCCCGCACGCGAGAGUACUUCAAGCAAAAGAAGGAAGCCGCGAAGCUCACAAACGCAGGAGUUUCAAAGAGAAACUCAAAACACAAGUUUUCGUCAUUUAGGAGAACCAGGCCCACGAGCUCGGCAACGCUACCAGCAGUCUCUGUUCUACAGUGUCCACCAAUGGAACUGAUGUGGUGCCUUCGAACGUCCAGCGUCAUGUUCACCUACUGGCACAAUCCUAAUAAGGCCUACCCGGAUGUGCCCGCAGAGGCAACUUCAUUGCAAAAAGCCGAAAUUUUGUGCAGACAGCUGGCUAACUGGAAUGGGAGUUACUGCCUAACUGAGGCACUAGAGACUAGCUCUUGCGAACAAGCUUAUGAAAAAGUGAAAGAGGCAGCACUACGUUUGGAAAGAAGUUUGAAAACAGCUGAGGAGUGUCGAAUAGCAACUAGGGCACGGUCUACUCACAAUUUCAACCAGAAGCAUGCCGUCGGGGAUAAGCAACCUGGACCGUUUGUCGGGAAGGGUACGGAAGAAAUUGCGAAAAUAGGCACAGAUAAGCCACGCAAACUUCCAUUGAGCAACAAACCAGAAACUACCCCGCCGUACCAGCAGAGAAGAAGAGACCAUGGCCCACCAAGGUGCUAUAAGUGUGGCAAAAGGGGACACAUGGCUAAGGACUGCAGCGUUUCAUCAUCCAGGCAACAACAUAGCUCUGUUCUAAGAGAGGAUCCUAACCAAACGUCUAGUGUGGCAUAUGCCUCUUUGAUAGAUAAAUGGAUGUGUACAAUAUGGGAAGAGUCGGCAUCGAGUGUGAGCGAAUGGUUUGGCCAAAAACCGCUGAGUGAAACCACGAAGAUCCUCCUGAUGUUACCCGACAGCUUCCGUCUCGUCAACAGCGUCUUCAGAGAUCACCCGGACGUGGAACGUCGUCUCUAUAGGAACCUCAGUGAGAUCGGCGGAUCGUUGGAAAGUUCGACUGCACGACUUUGUGUAUUGGUUGGCCCGACGACGGAGUCACCAAUUCCCAAGCGCGAUUGGUGCAAGCUUGCUUCCUCUCUGGCCACGGCAGCCCGGAUGGGAAUGAAGGUUGUAGCAGUCGCCCCACCUCGUGGAGACAAGGCGUACGCUCAGAAUCGAGCGGAUAUGAAUGAUGCCAUCAAGCUAGCGAAGUCGGCGGCCGCCUUGGCGAAGCAGUGUCUUUGCAGCCUCAUCCCCACGAUCGAGUCACCGAACGAACCGUCGCAUGGACCUGGAGCUCACCCAAGAAGCUCUUGUGCAGAAGCAUUUUCACGGGAGGUCUUGAGGGAGUACUUCGACGUUCUCCGCGUCUACGUGAAGUCGGAGAUGGAUAUUCCGCCACUGGAAGCAGCGGGAAAAACUCGGACGUCCCGCACGCGAGAGUACUUCAAGCAAAAGAAGGAAGCCGCGAAGCUCACAAACGCAGGAGUUUCAAAGAGAAACUCAAAACACAAGUUUUCGUCAUUUAGGAGAGAACCAGUCCACGAGCUCGACAACGCUACCAGCAGUCUCUGUUCUACAGUGUCCACCAUGGAACAUGAUGGUGCCUUCAACUUCAGCGUCAUCUUCACACCAUGGCAACAGAUCGCACGAAUCGCUCGAAAACAAGCUACCUAA
This is a messenger RNA of Cooperia oncophora, 1860 nucleotides long. NCBI's taxonomy places the organism in Eukaryota, Metazoa, Nematoda, Chromadorea, Rhabditida, Trichostrongylidae. The record is from the annotation of a GenBank genome assembly.